AAAAGGUUGGUUACUGUCUAUACUGUGGAGACAAGUUUUAUCUGACGCCGUGCAUUCCACGGAUUAAAGUUAAUGUAAAAUUUAGUAAAAUGCUUAAAGCAAUUAACACUUCACAAACUUUCGCACAGCUAGUUGAGACAAAGUGUGCUGAAAUAUUCUUUCGCAAAGAGAAUUGCUUCACGAUAAUCUGCUCGUAUUGCGAACUGAAGACUUUUAAUUUUGAAGAGUAUUUAUUGCAUUUCAAAAAUGCACAUCUCGCAUCAGAGAAAACUUCAAACAGUGAAUCUUUUGAGGAUGCAGUUGAGAUAAAAAUUGAAAAUUUCGAUGAAGAGCCGAAAAGUACACCAGAAGGAUGUAAGGAAUUAGAUUCCCACGCAGAAUUCGAGUCUUUAACUUCUAACUCGCCUAUUGAUGUCAACGUUAAAAAAGAGGUCGAUAUUUUGGAAGCCGAUAAUGAGUGGCAAAGUGAUAGGGAAACUGAUUACAGUAGUGACGAGCAAAGCGAUCAGGAUCCAGAGUUUGUUCCAAGGAUAUUGCAUAGCGAACCAAGGAAAAGCAACAAUCCAACCGAGUACACUUGUAAAGAAUGCAGUAAAAGCUAUAAAUUUGCUAAGAAUUUGGACCGUCAUAUAAAAAAAUGCCACUGUAAUGAUCCUGAAUAUUGUUGCGUACGGUGUAAGCAGAGCUUUAGCGAUGAGCGGUCGUUGAACGAACACCAGCGCAAAAGGCAUGCCGGUUUUCCCUGCGAAGAAUGCGACAAAGUCUAUUCGAGUAAAGAAGGUUUGACCAUUCAUCGAUAUAACCAUACAGGGGUGCGUAGUUUCCAUUGUACGAAGGAAGAUUGCGGCAAGUCUUUUUUUAAUCCAAAACAGCUAUCUAUGCACACUCGUUAUGUUCAUAAAUUGGAAAAAAAUUUUGUUUGCGAAGUAUGUGGAUACCGUACUAAGGGGCAGCCCUCACUGAUCGUACACAAACGAACACACACUGGAGAAAAACCAUUUAUUUGCAAAUUAUGUGGCAAAGGUUUUGCUUCAAAGUCAUUGUUGUAUGAACAUGAGCCUUCGCAUUCGACUGAGCGACCACACGUAUGCGAUGUCUGCGGAAGGGCCUUUGCACGACCCAAAGCUCUCUAUCAUCAUAAACAUCUACAUCUGGACGUAAAGAAAUUCAAAUGCACGCUCUGUGGACGCGCAUAUGCCCAAAUGGCUGGUUUGGCAGGUCAUAUGCGGCAGCAUAAAACGGAAAAGUCUGUAGAGCUCUACCCAGAAAUCCACCGGGCAACGGUAAAGCUCCGCUCAGAAUUGCAGCGGACGUCGGUAAAGCGCUGUCAAAAUUACGAAUUCUGUAAUCAUUUCCACAACCAUUACGAGACUUUCAUAAAUGCUUGGGUAGAUAAAGAGGAAUCCAUAAUUAACAGUGAUAGUGAAAUUAUCGAAAAUUUCGAUGGAAAACGCGAUCCAUUGAAAUUGGAGGUACGAGAUGGUACUAAAGGUUCCGAAGAGGAUUUAAAUAUUCUUCAAUUUGAAAACAAAGAAGCAAGCAAAGAAGGUGGUGUAAAUGAAGUGUCCAAUUAUGAUGAGACGGUUUCCAUCCAUGGUUUCGAUAGGCAUCAAACAGAGCCCGCAUCCGAUGCACCGGACACAGAAUUAUUUAGAACCACAAUAAAAUUAGAGAGUACUGACGUCAGCUGCAAAGGAUCUACGAAUAUGGUAAACACGAGUACAAAGGUUUCCCCAAACGAUAAAUGUACUUCUGAAGAAGACGAAAAUUCCACCAACGAUUUAAAUGCUCAAGUAGGUUUAGAGAAGAUUGAAGAAAAUCUAGUUGAAUAUAUCGAUUGGUCUAAAUCUUACGAACCAAAUUUAUUGAAAAACAGUGACAAACGUCGUUAUAAAGCUCGCAACACCCCAAACAAAUGUACGUAUUGUGGAAAGACCUUUCGGCGCCGUCUACAAUUGGAUACGCAUCUAAAUAUACACACGGGCUCUAAGCCGCACCAGUGUGAGAUAUGUGGCCGUUUGUUUCGUGCAGUUACAACCCUCGCACGCCAUCUGAACACCCAUGAAGAUCGCCAAGUUUUCAAUUGCAAGUUUUGUGCGAAAUCCUUCUCACGCCGGGCUGCAUUGCUAAGCCAUGAACUGAGACACACACAGCAGCGACGUGUACCCUGCGAUGAGUGUGAAAAACUUUUUUAUACCGUUAAUCAAAUGGAUACACAUAAACGAAAAGUUCAUAAUAAAGUGGAUGACGCUUCCUUGCCCUUUCAAUGCAAUUUAUGUACGAAACGCUACCGUAGUGCUUCCAUGCUGAGCACCCACAAGUUCAAAAAGCAUUACAAAACUGCAAAACUAACUUGUGAACAAUGCGGAAAAAAGUUCGUCAACGAUCAGCAGUUGGAGACAAUAAUGAAUUCGAGUGAUGGGCAAAUCCUUGAAGAUUUCGAAGUCGUUGAGGACAUAAGGGAAGAUGACUCAGAGGAAAGUCUGCAAGUGGACGAUGUUCAUGAACACAUCAACGAUGACAGCAAGGAGAGCCAGCAAGAAGAAAUCAAUGCCAACGUCCUGCCUGAGAAAUCUAUUGAUGAUGUUGAGCUAAUGGAAACAGAUUCCAAAGCGGUAGUUUACGAACCAAAUGCAAAUCAGUGCGUUCUCCCCUGCGAUUUGGCUGAUUUUGAUGAAUCAAAAAUUGUUGUGGAAGAACUGGAUGAAGCGGAAGAAAUUGCAGCAGAAGUAGAAGCUGAAAUGCGUGAUGAAUUCGAGGGCGAUCAUGUAUUUCCUAAAAAAGAAAAUAGUUGCUCAGAGCAAUACUUCAGUUACCUACAAACAAAUGAUUACGGAACAGAAAAGAAAUUAAAAUCCGAACACAGAGCGGAGAUCUCUACAAUGGAUUUGAAUAGAACUGAAGCUACCCAUGACACACAGUGGAAAACCUCCAGUAAAAAGAAGAAACGUGUAACUACAGUAAAAGUUAUUGCGCUAAAAAAUCGGGUUGCAGAACUCUAUGAACGCAUUAAACUAGAGGAGGAACGGCGUUCUCGCCUCAGUGGCACAAAUCGUGAAUCAUCUAAUGGAGACAACGCAGAGAGUGUAGAACAAGAUUGUACGAUUGGUGCAGAAGCUCACACUUCGUUGCUACCAGAAUCAGAGCCGGUAAGACAAAUAAUUGGCGAAACUGUCAUAACCCUUCUGCCACCAACGCUUCCUAAAGUCGACUUAGCGAAAUUUGCGGGCACCACAUCGCCCCUACAAACUCAAAUGAAUAAACGUGAGAGCCCUGUUGAUAAAACUACUUGUCCGGCUUGCGGUAGAAAAUUCCGAAGUGCUUUUAGUCUUACAAUUCAUAAAAGAACGCAUUACUUGGAGUCGGAUAGUAAUAUUAAGUUGGCACACAAGUGCUCCGAUUGUGAUCAACUAUUUAAUAAAAUUCUCGAUUUAAAAGACCACAUACAACAAGUGCACUAUCCAGAGGGAUUUAUCUGCAAAAUAUGUAAUAGGAAACUUACAAGUCUUACGCUACUUGAGACCCACAUGAGAAAAGUACAUCUAUCAAGGCCAUUCAAUUGCGAAAUUUGUCGGAAAAAUUUCGACACGCCAGAUCGUUUCGAGGAACAUGUUAAGGCGCAUGUAUCUGGCCAGCCUUACCGGUGUCACAUAUGUGGUCGCAAAUACAGUACGGAAUGCAUACUAAAACAACAUUUACGAAGACACAAGGAGCAAAUACCCCAAUGCUGUGUCGUAUGUGGUAAGAUGACAUUACGUAUAACACAACAUAUGAAAAUACAUGCGCCUCGGCCAAAAAGGGUGCUAAGUUGUAAAGCAUGCGGUAAAGUUUUCAAUUUUAGCUCAGGCUUAAGUCACCACUACAAAGUAAUGCACAAGUUUCCAAAGGCAACUUCAAAAUUAAAACGAGAUCGUCUUGGUCAAAUGUCAAGAAGUCAUGAAGAAGUUAAGCCGGAGACACUAGAGAGUUCCGUGGAAGCACUUGAGGAUGUCCGAAUUGUAGAUAAAAAGGAUACUAAUGAGGAGAUCAAUCGAAAAGAGGAAGAAGCGAAGAGGGUCAUUGUUGAACUUAUACAAAAUGCAACAUACACAUCAUUUUUCCCUGAAAGUUUUAACAGUUCUAUGGACUCUGGCCCACCCAUAGCUCGAGAAGAAACGAUAUCAGCUGUAAAUAGCAUAUUUGGCAACUCUUAUCCGCUUGUCAAAAAUGUCAUUUGGAUUUCAAUUGGUUUCUGUGAGUGUUGUUUUAUAUCAACAAAAAUGCAUCCAGAUCUUACUGAACGCAUAUUGCAACAUUUGGAAGGCAAUGACAAAGUCAGCACCAUUGAUUUGGCCACAUUGUUUGGCGUAGACCACCAAAAAAUUGUUGGUGCCUUAAAAAGCAUUGAAGCUCACGGCGAUUUGAUAAUCGCCGAACCAGCCUCAACAAAAAGUUUGGAGUUGACAGAAGAGGGUCAAAUUGUAAUGACAAAUGGCAGUCACGAAGCAAUACUGUAUGGAACUGUCCCUGUGGAAGGCAUUUCCCAAGAGGAACUUAUGAAGAGUGGCCCUAAUGCGAAAAUUGGCUAUAGCAAAGCCAUGGCACUUGGUUGGAUCCAUUUGGACAAAUCAGUCAGCCCACCACUUGUCAAAAGGAAAGUGGAAAAAAUCGAAGAUACAGUAAAAAAAUCUCUUGAAGAGAUUUCAAAAAAUCAAACGGAUCUUCCACCUCAUGUAAUCAAAGAAUUUAAAAAACGCAAGUUGUUGCAAGAAAUCACGACGAAAAGUUUCAUUUUGAGUAAGGGUAGCGAAUUUGCAACAACUUUAACGAAAAUGGAAACAGAUCUCACAGUUGACAUGCUUGCGAACGGCUUAUGGAAGGACCUUAAAUUCAAAUCGUACAAUUUUGAUGCAUUGGGCUCUGCACCUGUGAGAGGUCAUUUGCACCCACUACAAAAAGUACGCUCAGAGUUCCGGCAGAUAUUCUUAGAAAUGGGUUUUUCGGAAAUGCCUACAAAUAACUACAUAGAGUCUUCAUUCUGGAAUUUCGAUGCACUAUUUGUACCACAACAACAUCCUGCUCGCGACGCUCAGGACACCUUCUUUAUUAGUCAUCCGGCAAAGAGUUAUAAAUUUCCGCAAGAAUAUAUGCAACGCGUACAGGAAGUACAUUCACGUGGCGGUUACGGUUCGACUGGCUAUGGCUAUGAUUGGAAAUUAGAAGAAGCACAACGUAACACAUUGCGUACACACACAACAGCGGUGAGUGCACGAAUGCUAUAUAAGUUGGCCAGUCAGCCGGAGGGGUUUCGCCCAGUAAAAUAUUUUAGUAUUGAUAAAGUAUUCCGAAAUGAAACAUUGGAUGCCACACAUUUGGCGGAAUUCCAUCAAGUGGAGGGCGUGGUAGCGGACGUUGGACUAACGCUCGGGGAUUUAAUUGGUACACUUUACGAAUUUUUCCGCAAACUUGGUAUUGAAAAGUUAGAGUUCAAACCAGCCUACAAUCCGUACACCGAACCAAGCAUGGAAAUUUUCUGCUUCCAUCCAGGACUUAACAAAUGGAUCGAAGUGGGAAAUUCGGGUGUUUUCAGGCCAGAGCUUCUGCUACCAAUGGGCUUACCUGAAAAUGUAAAUGUUAUUGCUUGGGGUCUAUCGUUGGAGCGACCGACUAUGAUAAAAUAUGGAAUCAAUAAUAUACGCGAUUUGAUCGGGCCUAAAGUCGAUUUGAAAAUGGUAGAAGAAGGACCGAUCUGUCGUUUAGAUAAAUAAAAUUUUUAUAAAUCGGGACUUGUUUCAAGGGAUUUGAAUUAAAAUAUUGUUUGCCUUUCCAAAUAAAAUUUUAAUUAACAUUAA
Rhagoletis pomonella (apple maggot) is the source of this 5831-nucleotide messenger RNA. RefSeq lists its product as uncharacterized. Gene Ontology annotation, biological process: phenylalanyl-tRNA aminoacylation; regulation of transcription by RNA polymerase II. The record is from RefSeq and is a predicted model, not a curated record. Gene Ontology annotation, molecular function: ATP binding; phenylalanine-tRNA ligase activity; tRNA binding. The coding region runs from base 90 to 5747 and encodes 1885 amino acids. The transcript is spliced from 8 exons. Lineage: Eukaryota; Metazoa; Arthropoda; Insecta; Diptera; Tephritidae. Gene Ontology annotation, cellular component: cytoplasm.